UUGCUAGUGUAUAUGAACAACUCCCUCGCCAGAAAAACAUCAUCAAUCUGAUUCCGUCUCUCAGUAGCCAGCCCCUGAACCACUCCCGAACAACCCUCCUCACAAUGCCUCUCCGUGAGCUCCAGUAUCCGACCGAGCCUUACAGCAAGGUCAACCGACUCAAGGAUCGGGCGGACUAUGCUCUGGAGACCAUCCACCAGAUCGUCAACUCGUGCCCCAUGCUUCAUGUCUCCUUCCAAGCACCCGAUAGCCCCUUUCCGGCGGUUCUGCCCAUGAUCGGCCAGAUGGGCUCGUUUUCGCGGCCCAGUGCCGACCUGGGUGAUGUGUUGGAUCUGUAUCUUCACGGCUACGUCUCCUCCCGUAUCAUGAAUACCGCCCGCUCUACCGAUUCCCAAGAGGAGGGCGUCCCCAUGACCAUCGCCGCCUCCCACCUCGACGGCCUAGUUCUCGCGCUCACACCCAACAGCCACAGCUACAACUACCGCAGCGCGAUCCUCUUCGGGCACGCCACGCUGGUGACCGACCCGGCCGAGAAGCUGUACGCGAUGGAGCUGAUCACGGAGAGCAUCGUCCCCCACCGGUGGGCGCACAGCCGGGUGCCGCCCAACGCGGCCGAGAUGCAGAGCACCAGCGUGCUGCGGGUGCGCAUCAGCACGGGCAGCGCCAAGAUCCGCACGGGCGAGCCGCACGACGAGCGCGGUGAUCUUGAGGAUGAGGCGCUGCUGGAGCGGGUGUGGACUGGGGUGGUGCCGGUUUAUACCGUGCGUGGGGAGCCUGUGGCGGGCGGGUAUAAUAGGGUUGGGGAGGUGCCGGGGUAUUUGGAGGGGUGGAGGGGGGAGGUGAAUAGGGAGGCGGAGGAGUAUGCGCGGGAGGCGGUUCAGAGGGAGGUGGUGGCGAAGAAGGUGGAUGGAUGAGAUGUCACCUACUUGUAGAACGGCCUUGGUGGAACGGACGACUGGCAUGUUGAGAUAUCAUCAAUGCAUAUUGGAAAUCAACUACAAGAAAGUCUGGUGUCCAAAACCAGUAUAUACAGUCCAUCUUCAACUAUUUUAGCAC
Chaetomium fimeti is the source of this 1056-nucleotide messenger RNA. RefSeq lists its product as uncharacterized. The transcript is spliced from 4 exons. The record is from RefSeq and is a predicted model, not a curated record. NCBI's taxonomy places the organism in Eukaryota, Fungi, Ascomycota, Sordariomycetes, Sordariales, Chaetomiaceae. The coding region runs from base 105 to 914 and encodes 269 amino acids.